AUGCCAUUGCUCAUCUACGUCGUUCUCCAGUCGAAUCCCGAGCACUUGGUUUCCAAUGUUCAGUAUAUUCUGCGAUUCAGAAAUCAGGAGAAGCUCGGUGGCGAGGCCGGCUACUACCUCUCCUCUCUUAUGGGUGCGGUCCAGUUCAUUGAAAACAUGGACCGAACCUCGCUCACCAUCACCGAUGACGAGUUUGAGAAGAACGUCGAGGCAGCCGUCUCCGCAAUUGCAGAGAAGCACCAAGCAAUGUCUCCAACAGGAUCACGCCCACCACAGCAGAUAUUCAACGAAAAGUCUUCAUAUGCCGAGGCCCGUUCUUCUCUCGACGGCGCAAGCUCGUCUGCCCCACGUCGCUCAUCAGACCAGAAUGAAGUCGACCUCACCGCCCCCAUCACCGGCCUCCUACGGACUAUUCAGAAUCCCCUCACCACUAUCGGUCGCAUGUUCUCAGACGAUGGUGCAUCAUCAGCACCUCGGCCACCGCCACCGCCACCCAUCGGCCGUCCCUUGGGGUUCCCUGAAUCAGUUCCCCUGAGUACAGACGAUCAACGAGACAGCGGUCGGCGCGAUUCAAGAUAUGCUCUCCCCGCAGAGGAAGCAGCGGCUCGACAAGCCAGCGCCGAGGUGGCCGAGGCACAACGGCUGCACCGCGCUGAGCAUGCCAACGUCGUAGAGACGCUGGCCGGCAUGUUCCCGGAUCUGGAUAAGGACAUAAUUAGCGAUGUGGUCUACCAAAAGGAGGGAAGAGUUGGUUUGGCAGUCGAUGCGUGCCUUGCUUUAUCCUCGUAG
Trichoderma aggressivum f. europaeum is the source of this 789-nucleotide messenger RNA. RefSeq lists its product as uncharacterized. NCBI's taxonomy places the organism in Eukaryota, Fungi, Ascomycota, Sordariomycetes, Hypocreales, Hypocreaceae. Gene Ontology annotation, cellular component: cytosol; endocytic vesicle. The record is from RefSeq and is a predicted model, not a curated record. The transcript is spliced from 3 exons. Gene Ontology annotation, molecular function: ubiquitin binding; small GTPase binding; guanyl-nucleotide exchange factor activity. The coding region runs from base 1 to 789 and encodes 262 amino acids. Gene Ontology annotation, biological process: vesicle-mediated transport.